AUAUAAGCAGUGUAGCUGAAUUAAAAUUAAUUUUAGAAAUUGGAGCAAAAAAGAGAAGAGCUGACGCUGGUGGUGAGUGGCGAGCACGGCGGAAGGAUUGUGAUUGUGAAACAUGGCAUCAAAAUUGGUACAACUUCAAUCAAAGGCAUGUCAGGCUUCAAAUUUUGUGGCCAAGCAUGGGACUUCCUACUACAAGCAAUUGUUGGAGAAGAACAAACAAUUCAUUCAAGAGCCUGCAUCUAUUGAGAAGUGCAACGAAUUGUCUAAGCAAUUGCUCUACACUCGUCUUGCUAGCAUCCCAGGGCGCUACGAAACAUUUUGGAAAGAAGUAGAUUACGCAAAGAACUUAAUAAAGAACCGAGCGAACUUAAAGGUGGAAGAUGUAGGAAUCGGUGCAUUGUUUGGCUUAGAAUGCUUUGCUUGGUAUUGCGCGGGUGAAAUCGUUGGCAGAGGAUUCACUUUCACCGGCUACUACCCUUGAAAUUGAGACAACAGCAAUGUCGCCGGAAUAUCUUUCCCGACGCUUGUAACUCCCCUCCAUAUGAUUCCUCACUGAGCUAUAUAUACUUCCUCGAAUCCAUUUAUAUUUUCAGUCUUUUCCUGAAACAGAAGUUUUGGAGCUAAGGAAAAAAACCCAUUUUGGUAAAGCUCCUAAUAAGAAAUUGAGAAAAAUGCACUUGAUCCAAGAUUCUUCUUUAGAUAUAUUUGUAAACUUUUACUCGAAAAGUUUAAUAUUUGAAGCA
This is a messenger RNA of Capsella rubella, 743 nucleotides long. RefSeq lists its product as uncharacterized. The record is from RefSeq and is a predicted model, not a curated record. Gene Ontology annotation, molecular function: proton transmembrane transporter activity. Lineage: Eukaryota; Viridiplantae; Streptophyta; Magnoliopsida; Brassicales; Brassicaceae. Bases 113 to 481 code for a protein of 122 amino acids. The transcript has 3 exons. Gene Ontology annotation, biological process: proton motive force-driven ATP synthesis.